This is a messenger RNA of Opisthocomus hoazin, 633 nucleotides long. The record is from RefSeq and is a predicted model, not a curated record. Lineage: Eukaryota; Metazoa; Chordata; Aves; Opisthocomiformes; Opisthocomidae.
AUGUCGGUCGACCCCAUGGCCUACGAAGCGCAGUUCUUCGGCUUCACGCCCCAGACGUGCAUGCUGCGCGUCUACAUCGCGUUCCAGGACUACCUCUUCGAGAUGAUGCUGGUGGUGGAGAGCGUGAUCCUCAAGAAGCUGGACGCAUUUCCCGGCUGCAAGGUCAGCCCCUCCCAAGUCCGCAAGAGCACGGAGAAGUUCCUGCUCUUCAUGAAGGAGCACUUCGAUCAGCUCUUCAGUAAAAUGGAGGAAGUGCUGCUGCAGCUGGUGCUGAACGUCCCUCGGCACGUGCUGCUGCCCGAGGACAAGGCCCACGAGCAGUACCCCUGCACUGAGGAGCAGUUCCAGGCGCUGCAGGACGAGAUCCGUCAGCUGCAGCAGCAGUACAGGGCGGAGGCGUCCGCCGGGCAGGCCCUGCACGCGGAGCUGGAAGAACAGGAGGCUGUUCGGGCCGAGCUGGAGAAGAUUCUGCAGUGGUUUGACGGGCUGGAGAAUAUCUGCAGAGAGCACGGGACCGGCAACUUCAAAGAAAGCUUUGCGUUCCUGACACAGAACUCGAAGAAACUGCAAGACGUGCUGAGAGAUGUUGAAGAGAAAAGGAAAAAAAUAAAGCAGCACGAUCAGCUAUUGUAA